AUGGUAGAGAUGGUGGACCACUUGAGUCUACAGCAGCUGCCGGAUGCACUGCAAGAAGAUCUUGAGCCUAGCAAAAAGGACCCCGAUAACGCCUGCUGGACAUGCACACCUCCAGAUACUGUAACUGACCCCGACUCGGGGUCAGUACCCCUGUCCGUGGACAAGGUUCCCGUCGCCAUCCCAGUUCGGUUCCAUCAUCCGCUUUUACCCCUGAUGUCUCAACCUCCAGAUCCGCAUUCCAUCGUCAUCUCACCAAUCAGGCCGCUGGCAAAUGAGACCGUCGAGGAGAUUCUAAACUUGUUCACCCACGCUAUUGGCUUUUAUCAUCUCAUCAACCACCCUGCAGAGGACUUUGACUACCAGGAGGAGCUGCACAAGUACCCUACUGAGUUUGGGGGACUCAAAGUCAGCUUCAUCCGAGAGUCUUUCUACCCAACUGCUGGCAGAGCAGAGUCAACACUAGUACACCUGACAGGGGGAUCUUCAACAACUACAAUCGGACGACAGCCAUCCACAGCCAACCAACCUGCCGCAACCGAUGUGUCUCUGACACUGUCCUUCAAAGCGGUGUUUGGGAGUACUGUACGGAUUUCUUCCAGUGAAAGCAAAUCCAAAGACCGGCUUGAAGGGAAGCUUGAUGUCCUUGUGAUUCCCGAAGCAGACCAGAUUAAAAUAUACAUCACCGUAUCAACUCAUACACUUGCCAUGACGGCGGUAACGGCCAAAUCAGGUGCAGCAACACCUGAUUGGGCCUCCAACAUCCGAAUUGCUUCUGCAAAACACGGUCAUGAGCUGGGGAAAGUUACAAGGGUCUUUGACCCUUCUCCUCAGCAAACCUUCCCCUCGGCCUUCACCCACGAUGUCAGCUUGGUGGAUACCAUCGGCUGGACUGCAUUGAAACCAGCAGCUAACUCACCCAAGCCGAAGUUGUCACUCCAAUGGCUGUCACAAGACGAAUGGUCAGGAACCAAGUACUACUCAAGCAAGCUCGCUCUCUUGGACGACAGCUUGACUGAAGAUGAAGCCAAGAGCAUUGGAGUAAUAGAUAGUCGAUGUCAGGUACAUCGAUCUUCUAUCGAGUUCGGGCAACCUGGCAACACUAGAGUGUUUGGUCAAAACGGAACACCAGUUUGUGUGGUAGAGGACAUGCCAGACAAGACCGGCAAAAUAGCCAAGGUGGCUGGGUUUUCUUCCUUUGUGCAGGUGGCAUCUGACGUGCAAAGAUAUGAUCUUGAGGGUGAAAAGCUGUACAAGAGGCUGGAAGAGGGCCGAGUGGCGUUCUAUGGGGCAUUUCAGGUUCCGCCAGAGCUGAGUUGUGGAUAUCGGAUUGCAUGA
This is a messenger RNA of Podospora pseudocomata, 1335 nucleotides long. RefSeq lists its product as uncharacterized. The record is from RefSeq and is a predicted model, not a curated record. Lineage: Eukaryota; Fungi; Ascomycota; Sordariomycetes; Sordariales; Podosporaceae.